Molecule: messenger RNA, 967 nt
Organism: Musa acuminata AAA Group (dessert banana)
Lineage: Eukaryota; Viridiplantae; Streptophyta; Magnoliopsida; Zingiberales; Musaceae
Product: probable BOI-related E3 ubiquitin-protein ligase 3
Exons: 3
Coding region: 92-925 (277 amino acids)
Biological process (GO): regulation of programmed cell death
Molecular function (GO): ubiquitin-protein transferase activity
Source: RefSeq, a predicted model, not a curated record
CCAGCCUCUGCUCUCCAGCGACCUCCCACCCGCUGUAGAGAAUAAGAGAAUACAUCAAACACCAACCAAGCACAUAAACACACCUUUUCACAUGGCAGUCGAAGCCCAUCUGCUUCACGUCUUCCCUUCCCAACUCCUCACCAACAGGGAAAUCAUCAACAGUGCGGAGAACCAGCCGAGUUUGUACGACAUGCAAACGGUAUGCGCCCCGCCGGACUCCAUUGCGGCCGCCGUGUAUAAUUCACCGGCUCCGGUGAUCACUGUUGUGGCCUCCGAUAGCGGCGUCACCGAACCGUCGAGGAAACGGUCGCGCCCAGUUUCGUUUCGCGGUGUCGACAGUUCCUCCCACCUGCAACAGCAGAUGCUCGACAUCGAUGGCCUCAUCCUGCAGCACGCGGAGAAGGUGAGGGCGGAGGUCGCGGAGCGGCGGAAGCGGUUCGUGAGGCAGAUCGUCGCGGCGAUGGAAGAAGGCGCCUCGAGGCAGCUCAAGGCCAUGGAAGAAGAGAUCACGAGGCUCCGGGAGCUUAACCGAGCGCUGGAGGGGCGCAUGAAGAGCCUCUGCGUGGAGAACCAGAUAUGGCGGGACUUGGCCUGGAGCACCGAGGCCACGGCCACGGUUCUACGGACCAACCUCGAACAGCUGCUUGCGACUCAGGCAAGAGCGAAGGCUGCGGCAGCGUUGACCGCCGGCGACGCUGUGUCCUGCUGCUGCGGGGACAACGGAGAUGAUGGCGACGAGGAGGGGAAGGCCGGCGCGAGGAGGGGUUGGGGGAGAGCUUGCCGGAGCUGCCGCGAGGGUGAGCCGUCGGUGCUGCUGCUGCCGUGCCGGCACUUGUGCCUGUGCGCGGCGUGCGGCCCGGCCGUGGACGCAUGCCCCAUCUGCAAUUGCAGCAAGAAUGCUACCGUCAAUGUAAACAUGUCGUGAACCCAAGAAAAUUAAAAGCAGUGAACAGAAAGGUUUUCUUUC